AUGACCCAGCUAACGCAGCUCAACCGCGUCUCCAUCGCCGAGGUCGUCGUCUACACCCCCUACUUCCUCAUCGGCAUCUACCUCUCCAUCCGGCACGGCUUCCGCCGCAGCUCGGGCUGGUUCUACCUCAUCAUGUUCUCCCUCGCCCGCCUGCUCGGCGCCGCCCUGCAGCUCGCGACCAUCAACAGCCCGGACAACAUGAACCUGUACAUCGGCGCCAUGACCCUCGAGGCCAUCGGCCUCUCGCCCCUCAUCCUCAUCGGCCUCGGCCUGCUCUCCCGCGUCCUGCAGUCCGCCACCCGCGUCCGCGGCGCCGACAGCCUCCUCCUGCAGCCCAAGAUGUUCCGCCUCGUGCAGCUCGUCCUGCUCGCGGGCCUGAUCCUCGGCAUCGUCGGCGGCAGCCAGAUCGGCGACGAGGUCGGCAGCGACCCCUCCGUCACGACCUCGGCCCAGGGCUACCAGAUCCCGACGACGAGCCAGGCCGGCACGGGCUGCAUGAUCGCCGGCUACGGCCUGCUCGUGCUCUUCGCCGCGCUCAUGUCGGUGCACGUGCGCCACGCCGAGCCCGGCGAGAAGCGGCUGCUGCUCGCCAUCGUCCUGGCCCUGCCCUUCGUCGGCGUGCGCAUGGUCUACGCCGCCCUCGUCACCUUCGACUCGCAGAACCCCGAAUUCCGCCAGUACGGCGGCAGCGGCGACCACCGCUACAUGAUCGGCAUGUCCGUCGUCAUGGAGAUGGUCGCCGUCCUCAUCUACGAGGUCUUCGGCCUCAUGACGCAGCAGCGGCCCAAACACGACGUCCAACAACAGGAGUUGCCUGCGCGCGGGAUGAACAAGCUCGAGUCCGGAGAGUAUCAACGCCAAGGCCAGCGGUCAGAGGGCUACGCUCGCCCUGGGGCCUUUUAG
Molecule: messenger RNA, 903 nt
Organism: Thyridium curvatum
Lineage: Eukaryota; Fungi; Ascomycota; Sordariomycetes; Thyridiales; Thyridiaceae
Exons: 1
Coding region: 1-903 (300 amino acids)
Source: RefSeq, a predicted model, not a curated record